AUGGCGUCGAAAGCUAAAGCUGGUACGUCGUCAGAAAACGAGAGGAAGUGUCAUAGAAAGGAAUGUCGAAAAAAUAAGAGGAAGGACUGCGAUAACAAUAUGUGUAAAAAGUGCUGCGAAAAUUGUGGUAAAGCUUGUGCAGCACAUGGUGUACAUAAAGAUGCAUUUGACGUUUACGCCCCACCCUCAUAUGAAUCAAGCGAGGAGUUCCACAAGGUUCAGCCCAGUGCACACCUUGAAAACAGAAAGAAGUUUGAGGAGGUCAUAAGUGUCAAGAAACCUUUACGUAGGCUUACUUUUGGAAGUGACUUCUCAGUCAUGGAUGAUGACCUUACCAAAGUAGUUGACUUAUGGGGUGACCAACUUGUAGUCCUAGAGCUUGGUUCAAGUGAUAGUGGGUGUGGUUCAUACCUCACUGACACCUCUGUACAGCAUCUUGCAUCCCACUGUCCCAACCUGCGCAAACUGCGACUGGAGUCUGCAACUCGUGUGACUGACAAAGCUAUGAUUGAUAUUAUGACAAAAUGUCCUCUUCUUGAGGAGCUGCAUGUUAGUGGAAAUGACAAGAGCAGUGGCAAACUUACUGAUAAGACCAUGAAGUUGCUCUUUGAAAAAGAUGUUCUUCCAAACUUGAAGCAGAUUUGUGUGACGGACCAAAUUGCCAUCAAACAUAACACAGUGUAUCGCUUGAGAAGCAAGCGUCACAGACUAAGGAUUAUUGCAGGGGAGACUGAUAGUGACAGCUUUGCUCAUUCUAUGGUUCUCUCAAUGAUGGGAAUGGAUUAUGGUGAUGGUCUGUUUUAAAUAAGGAAAAUAAGAACUGUGAAAAAGAAAAAUAUUGAACAAGCAAUGAUCCUUAAUCUUUAGACAGCAAUGGUUAAAGACAAGCAAGCAAAUAUUAGUUUCUUGUUCAUCCUAUAAUGCAUUUAUUAAGGAAAAUAAAUUUAUAAAGGUUU
Molecule: messenger RNA, 956 nt
Organism: Actinia tenebrosa (Australian red waratah sea anemone)
Lineage: Eukaryota; Metazoa; Cnidaria; Anthozoa; Actiniaria; Actiniidae
Biological process (GO): SCF-dependent proteasomal ubiquitin-dependent protein catabolic process
Cellular component (GO): SCF ubiquitin ligase complex
Source: RefSeq, a predicted model, not a curated record